Pangasianodon hypophthalmus (striped catfish) is the source of this 3274-nucleotide messenger RNA. It is a transcript of the gene lrrc74b, whose product is annotated as leucine rich repeat containing 74B. The record is from RefSeq and is a predicted model, not a curated record. Gene Ontology annotation, molecular function: protein binding. The transcript has 11 exons. The coding region runs from base 164 to 1522 and encodes 452 amino acids. Lineage: Eukaryota; Metazoa; Chordata; Actinopteri; Siluriformes; Pangasiidae.
GCUGUGCACUUAGUCAGAGUAUGUGUGUGUGUGUGUGUGUGUGUGUGUGUGUCACCGUGGUAGCACUGCACUGAUUUAUUUACACAGUGGUCCUGAAAUACACACUGUUUGGAAGCUUCAAAUCUUUUUGGUUGAAGUGAUAAGCCUGCACACAGACUCAGAGAUGGUGGGUAAAAAGGUAGCGAGAGAGACCCUGUUGCCCUCAGUGCGUGAGGAUGACGGUGAUGAAGGUCGUGAGGAGGAGAUGUUAGGAGGGAUCCGGAGCAGGCCGCCAAGCCGACCUCGCAACAUCUAUAGCCGUGGCAGCGUGGACAGCCAGACCGUCUUUCGAGCAAGUGGCUGCAGCCAGAGAGAGCUGAGCGCAGGGGAGAAAUCUGAAGACGAUGGUGGUGCUGAUGAAAAUGACGAGGAGGAGGAGGAGGAGGAAGGCGGUCGGAGCAGUGAAGCGGUUGACGGACAGGAGGGAGCUGGAGCAUGUUUCGCCGUGGAUGAAGACUAUGACACAGAGCUGGAGCCUGAAGAUGAGCCAAGAAGGUAUGACCCCACAGGCGAGACGCGUUACCGAGAGAUGUGUAAGAUGUUCAAUGUGGUUCCAGUGUCCUACUUCCUCAGGAACAUGAACAGCACAGAACUGAGCAUGAUGCAUCACGGACUCGGCCCUCAGGGUAGCAAAGCCCUGGCGGUUCCCUUGGUAACCAACACCUCCAUUCUGAAGCUGAAUCUGCGAGAUAAUGGAAUGGAGGGAGAAGGUGGAGCCGCCAUAGCUGACAUGCUGAAGGAGAACCUUUACAUCACAGAAAUAGAUCUUUCAGAGAACAGGCUCGGUGAGUGUGGGAUGAAGGCUCUGGCCAGCAUGCUGCUAGAGAACACCUCUCUCAUCUCCCUUAACCUUUCUGGGAACCAUCUGGAUGAGCGAGCGGCUAAACACCUGGCUCCAGCGCUGACCAAAAACCAGCACCUGCAGCAUCUGGACCUGAGCCACAACCAGCUGGGUGAAGCAGGAGGGGAAAUUCUGGGUGCUGCUGUAGCUGAGAACACGGGAAUGAAGUCAGUCAGUCUGGCCUGGAACGGCAUUCGUGGAAAAGGGGCCAUCGCUUUAGCUAAAGGCCUUGGGGCUAACAUAUUCUUGCAAACUGUGGACUUAUCUUACAACGGAUUGGGCAAAGAGGGAGCAGUGGCUCUGGGUGAGGUGCUUAAAGACAAUAACACGCUGGAGGAACUGAAUAUCAGUAUCAACCGCAUCCCUCCUGAAGGAGCAGUCCACUUAGCCGUGGGUCUCAAAGCAAACAACAACCUUCGGAUUCUUAAAAUGGCUCGGAAUCCUGUUCGGUCAGCCGGAUGUUUUGCGGUACUUAAAGCCAUAGAAGGAAACUCUUCAUCUUCAAUGGAGUACCUGGACUUUUCUGACAUCAGCGUGGACCAAGAGUUUGAGGACUUGUUUAACUCAAUCAAAGAAACUCUACCAAACUUCCAAGUGAAGCACGGUGGCAAAAUAAGACCUUCCCAAAAUCUAAAGAGCUGACCUCUACCAGAGCAGUCAAUUCUAAUCUGUCACUUACAUCUGUGUCUCCUGAAUGUAUUAAAGACAGAAUGAAUAUGCAAAGAAACAGAGCAGCAUGGACAUCUAUUCGUGACUAUUUAACUGACUGAUGGGUUAGUGAGCGAAGCACCUGCUGUGUGUAAUAUGAACAGCUGUCGUACACAGCGAUGUUCCCACGCCUGACUGAGCUCACGUGCUGAUGACGUUUAUAACCUCAGGUAGAUUUCCAACACGUGCACAUAUUCAGCUUGUUUCUCCUCUUCAGCACUGGGUGGCAUUGAGCAAGGAAUAAAAUACUUUCAUUUGCUUACAAAAAGGAGGAAAUCAUUUAAAAUCGUUCAAUAAGGUCCCUAUAGUGUUCAACUGUGAUCCAAAAAAAAAAAAACAGAGAAGAAAGGACUGGAAUUGGGACAUAACAAAAAAAUAUUAUGUUAUAUAAAUAUUAAGCUAUGUAAAUGCAUUUAAUGGGGAAAAAAUGGUUGUAUGGGAAGACUGUUUACAGCUGAAAAGUUGUUUCACAGACAUUCCAUAACUGUAACAAUAAAUGAAUAAAAAGAAUUACGUGUCUUUCUUUAAUUAGUAAAAAUGAAAUCGGAAUUGUUGUCAAUUUUGGGUGGUAACAACAGCCCACAUGUCACCCCUAAAAGUUUUAUUUUUUACUUAAUGCAGUAGAAAUACUACAGUACUUUGUGCCCCAUAAAUAAAUACAUACAUACAUACAUACAUAAAAACACAUUUUUUUAACAUUAUCCAUCCAUCUAUCCAUUUUCCAUACCACUUAUGCAGAGCUUAUUCACUUAGGCAGUGAUUCUGUCUAUAUAUUUGCAUACUUUAAUACAUCAUGACCCACCUAUAGGUGAAGUGCUGUAUGAAAAGUGCUAAGAAAUGUGAACAAACCAAAAAUGCUAGAAGUUCUUCUGCUUCUGUAAUUUAAAUAAUAACCACUAGAUGGAAAUAAAUGUUUUUAACAUUGAAAAAUUGUCACUCGUCACAUUAUUUCAGCUCAUGAUUUGAAGCCAUUUCAUUUAACCUGUAGUUCCUGCAUGAACUAUUUUCAUGAUGACACUUUAGUUUUUAGGAUUUUUAGAAGAAUACAUUCUAAACAAGGCCUUCACAGGCAAGUUGUCAUUACAUCCCAUGACUUCUAUAUAAGCUAGAUUAAUGACUUUGAUGAUUUUUUAAAUUUUAUUUUACGUGUUUAUGUAAGAAUAAAUAAUUUAAAACAGUUCAGCUGCACAAGAAGGAAGGGAAAACUAGCUACCCUUGUGGAAAAAUCAUAUACAUUUGAUGUGUGAUCAUAGUGAGUAUGUGAAUAAAGUGUGAAGAUGCGUUAUAACAUGAUAUGUCCUGAAACUGCACGUGAAACUCAAGUCAAGUGCAUAUGAAUAAUAUGGGAUCACACGUGAAAAUGAAUGAAUCGUGUGAGAAAAUCGUUUCUAAAAAAUGAAAUCAUAUGCACUAUAUGUAAAGAAUGAAAUGAAUGAAAAUAAAUGAACAUGCAAAAAUUAUAUAUGAAAAUAAAAACACAUGGCGUACAUGGCAGAAGUCUACUACAUGUAAAAACUGUAAAAGUAUAACAUGUGAAGUGUCUAAAACCCACAAAAUUCAAAUUCAAAGUUCACGAAGUUAAUUUUGUAAGAGUUUUUUUUUGUUGACUUUUAUGUGUACAUUUAUGAAUUUAUGUCAUUUUGCUAUUUGAGCUUUGUAGCUACUUCCCCCAGGAGAGUUUAUUAG